UUCUUCGGGACCAGUCACGUGACGGCGGCGCUGCAGGAGGCCCGCAGCACGACAUCUGUCGGCCUGCGGUUCCGCACUGGUCGCGGCGACGCCCUGCUGCUGGUGGCUGCCGGCCGCACCGACUACCUGCUGAUGCUGCUGGAGGGAGGACUGCUGAAGGUCCGGAUCAACCUGGGCGCCGGUGAGGGGGAGGUGACGUCUCCUCCCGACCGCCGGCUGGACGACUUACUCUGGCACGUCGUCGACGUGCAGCGCAAGGACGCCGACGUCGCCCUCACCAUCGACGGCGUACACGUCAGCAGAAUAAAGCUCCCUGGUCGCUUCUACGAGCUAAACAUCCACUACGGCGUGUUCAUCGGUGGGAUGGGCGACUUCUCAGAGAUCUUCUUGGGCCUGCUGGACAACUUCCGCGGCUGCCUGCACCAGGUCCGCUUCAACGACGUGCCGCUGUUCCCGACGGCGCGCGAGCGCGGCACCGCCUUCGGCGUCACCUGGGGCUGCGACAAACAGUUUGACGCCGACGCCGACGUGUCGCUGAGCUUCGUCGGCGAGCACGCGUUCGCUAUGCUGCCGCCGCUGCUGCCGCACGCCGGCGGCACCCUUCGGCUCGACCUGAAGACGGCCGCCGCGGACGGCCUGAUCGUCUACAACGACGCGGGCCGGCGUGGCCGCGACCACGUGAUGGCGACGCUGCGCGACGGCCGGCUGCGUCUGAGGCUGGAGGCCGGCGGACGGCGCGUGCAGCUCGACAGCAAGGUGGCCGUCAACGACGGCGUCUGGCACAAGGCGCAGCUGACGGUCGGCGUUGAGUACGUCGAGCUGAGUGUCGACCAGACGCUGACCAGCGUCAAGCCCGACAACGGCACCAACUUCCAGGCAUUCGCGUCAAACCUCUUCGUCGGCGGUCUGAGCGAGAAGAACCGCAUCCGUGCGGCCAAGCAGGGCAUCGAGGACAUUCCGGUGGACCUGCGCGGCUGCGUGCAGAACCUCUUCGUCGACGACGUGCUGACGGGCCUGCCGAGCGUGGUUGAGAGCCUGGGCGUGCAGGCCGAGUGCGUCUGGGAGUACCCGUGCCUUCGCGACCCGUGCGUGUCCGGCGGCGUGUGCGUGCCGCAGGGCGUAGCCGAAUUCCGCUGCGACUGCGAGCAGCCGGUGUGCGUGCGUGCCGACUUCACGAGUCAGUACGGCGUGUUCACCGACGCGCGGCUGCCGGCCGGCCUGCAGCUGCUGUCGCUGUCACCGCUGGCGGUGCUGGAGGGCGGCGAGGCGCUGCUCACCACCGCCAACGUCCAGCUGGUGCUCGACUACGAGAAGUACGGCGUGCGUGACUCGGGUGUCUUCUUCCACGUGCGCGAGCCACCCAAGCAGGGCGUGAUCAGCGUGGAUGUGUGGCGGAGGCCGGACGAGUCCGUCUUCACGCUGCUCGACCUCCUCUCGGACCGCGUGCGCUACCUGCACGGCGGCGCCGAGAGCGGACAGGACGUGGUCGUGUUCGAGCUCGAGCUGUUCGCGCGCGCCGGCUUCACGCUGCCCGCCUACCUGCAGGCGCGCCACAAGUUCGUGCUGCACGUGGCGGUGACGCCGACGCGCCGCACGCUGGGCGCCGACGUGCUGCACGCCCAGGACCCGGACAGCCGGCCGCGCGAGCUCGUCUUCACGCUGCUCAGCCCGGCUGAGGUGGAUGGCCACCUGGAGCUGGCGCGCCGGCCCGACGAACCGGUCGACUCGUUCACGCAGGAGCAGGUGGACGACGGUCAGGUGUUGUUCGUGCACGGCGGCGGUGGCGGCGACACGCGGCUUGCGCUGCGCGUCUCCGACGGCCAGGCCACCAGCGAGACGACGUUGCUGCGCGUGGUCACCUUCCGCCUGGAGGCGGUGGCCGUCAACAACACCGGCCUGCGCGUGACGCAUGGAUCCAGCGCGCUCAUCACCACCGCCAAUCUCAGCUUCACCACCAACGCGCAGGACGAGCAGGUUGGCAUCAAGUUUGUCAUCGUGAAGCAGACGCAGAGCGGCAAGGUGCAGAAGCUGCGCGGUAACGGCCACUGGCAGCCGACCAGCCACUUCACCAUGCGGCACCUGAAGCGGCGCCGCGUGCGCUACCGGCACACGACAGGCACUCCCGACCAUGACGGCUUCCGCUUCCAGGUGGUGCUGCAGGACGCCACGCAGCCGGCUGUGCACGACUUCCGCAUCCAGUUCCUCACCGUCUCGGUACAGCUGGUCACCAACCGCGAGCUGGUGCUGAACCGCACGCAAGAGGCGGCCGUCACGCGCGACUUCCUGUACGCGGAGCCGCGGCCGUUCCCCCAGCCGGCAGAGAACCUCUCCUUCGUGGUGACGUCGACGCCGCGCUUCGGUGACCUGUUCCGGCUGGAGGGCAGCCCGGCGCGACGCCAGGCGCUGCCAGUAGUCUACCGCCUGCACCGCAAGUCCUACUCGGCGUUCACGGACCUGUUCCGCUUCCGCGUGCACAUCCCCGGCUUCGAGUCACCCGUGCACGAGUUCAACAUGCGCCACGUGCCGCCGGCGCCCAAGGGCAUGAUCUCGAUCAAGCGGAUCGAGGUGGGCGAGGGAGACGCAGUGGCCAUCAUGCCGCGGCAGCUCAGCAUCGAGAUCGACGGCAUUGCCACCGUGUUCUACAACGUGACGGAGCCGCCGGCGCACGGCGGUCUGCGCGCGGCCGGCGAGCGGCGCGCCGCGCUCGCGCACUUCACCUCGCAGGACAUCGCCGCCGGCCGCGUGCUGUACGCGCACGACGACUCGGAGAACCCGAGCGACGCGUUCGGGUUCGUUGCCACCUCGCUUAACCCGGACGACGACUUCCAGUACGUGGGCGUUGCCGAAGUGCUGGUCGUGAUGCGCAACGACAACGCGCCGCGGCGCACGGCAGCGCGGCCGCUGUACGUCGUUCGCGGCGGGCGGCGCGCCGUGCGCCCGGCGCAGCUCACCUUCUCCGACCCGGACCUGUACACGGAGCCGUCCGACAUUUCCUACACGCGCCGCGGCAUCCCCAACGGCGCGCUCUACCUGCACCCCGACUACAAUACGGAGGUGUUUGGCUUCACGCAGGCCGACAUCGACGCUGACCGGCUGGUGUUCCAGCACGGCGGCGUCGACCGCUCGCGCGUCGUGCUCUGGGUGUCAGACGGCGCGCACUACACGACCGGUGUGCUCGAGAUCGCCGCCGCCGAGCCGUUCGUGCGGCUGAACGGCUCGGCGGCGCCGCUGACCGUACCACGCGGCGACUCGCAGCAGGUGACGGCCGACCGGCUCCGGCCUGAGACCAACGUCGAGGUGGCCGACGAGAACGUGCGCUUCCACGUGACGGCGCCGCCGCAGCGCGGCCGACUACGCGUGCGCGGUGAGCCGGGUGCCGUGGAGUACGAGGCGAGCGAGGCGUCGGGCGCGCAGGACUCGGUGGGAUUCGAGGUGCGAGUCGGGAAGCUCGCCUCCAACGGGUCGCUGAGCUUUCGCAUAUACCCGGAGAGCUACUGGGAGCCGCUGCGCGUCGUCAACAACCGGUCGGCGCUGGUGCCCGAGGGCGACAUGGUAACAGUGUCGCAGUCGCUGCUGCACGUGAUGCACCCCAACGUGGCGCCCGGUGACAUCCGCUUCACCGUCACGAAGGGCCCGACGUACGGCUUCCUCAUGCUGCGGGGACCCGACGCCCGGCCCAAGGUCGUCACCUUCGACCAGGCCUUCAUCAACGACGGCAACCUCACCUACGUGCAGUCGGUGGCCAACGCCACAGAGGACCGCUUCGUCUUCACCGUGACCAACGGCAUCGUCAGCAUGUCGGGACUGCAGUUUGACGUGCUGGUGAAGUCGCGCCAGGUGCGCCUGGUCACGUGGAACCUGACGUUGAGCGAGGGUGGCCAGGUGGCGCUCACGCCUCGCGCGCUCACCGUCGCCAGCAGGUACUACCGACAGCGCGUCAGCGGCUUCAGGGUGCUCGAGCCACCGCGCUCCGGCCGCCUCCAGUUGGCGGAGCAGCACGGCCACCAGCUGUUGCGCUUCUCCAGCCAACAGCUGGCCGACGGCCUCGUGCGGUAUGUGCACAGCGGGGACGAGUCCCGCAAGGACUGCCUGACGCUGGUGGUCAGCGCUGACUCCAAGACGUCAGCUCCGGGCCCGCUCUGUUUCGUCAUAACCGGCGUGAACGACCAUCCGCCCAGCCUCGUCAAUAACAGCGGCUUGGUGGUGGUGGAGGGAGGCGCCGUGGCCAUCACCACCGACCAGCUUGACGCGGUGGACGCCGACCGGCCGGCAGUGGACCUGACCUUCUCCGUGACCCGCUCCGAGUGCGGCAACGUCAGCCUCCAGUCGGAGCCGGGUGUGCCGGUCUCCAACUUCACGCGCAGCCAGCUGGCCGGCGGCCAGGUCAUCUUCAGCCACACCCAGCCAGAGGCGAGCCGCUGCAGUCUGCGCGUCACCGUCAGCGACGGCGUCCACCAGACGCCGCCCGAGAGCUGCUCGGUGCGCGUGGAGCGGCUGCGGCUCCAGCUUGUCGCCAACACCCAGCUGCACGUGUUUCCCAUGAUGCAGCAGUCCAUCACCAAGGGACACCUGCUGGUGCGCACCAACGACCCGCGCACCCCGCGCACCAUCACGUACUCGGUCAUCAGGAAGCCACAGCUCGGCAAGAUCACGAGGGAGCAGCCGGACGGCAGCACGGCCGAGAUAAGCUGGUUUACACAGCAGGAGCUAAACCGCAGCCUGGUGCUGUACGAGCACCGGCGGCCGCUGGGCGCGCUCUCGGCCGAGGACAGCGUCGAGCUGCGCGUCGAGACGCCGCCGGCCGAGCCCCUGCGCCGCGUCCGGCUGCGCAUCGCGGACAUCAGCGCCGGCCGGCUCUCCUACCGGCACGACCACUCGGACACGCGCGCCGACAGCUUCGGCUACAGCUUGUUCCUGGCCACGCCCACCUCGGACGUUCUGCUGUACAACGGCACUGUGAACGUGACGGUCGUGUUCAACGUGACUGUCGAGCCGGCGCACAGGCCGCCUCUUCGUAGGCGCCGACAUCGUCAACACCCUUCACGCAGGCGACUCGACAACGGCCGCGUCGCCUACAUGCAGAUGGACCUGAGGCGCCACAACGACUCGUUCGUCGCCUCCGUGUACACCGAGUUCAACGCCAACAUCAUCUUCUUCGUGGCGGCCGACGCGUCGCUCGAGGGCAACGAGACGCUGGCGGACGCGGUACGGUUCGAGCUGACGGCGAACGGUGUGCAGCCGGCGCGGGGCAGCCUGGCCGUGGAGCUGGUGAGCGCCGCGACGCUCGAGGCCGACAAGGCGCUGCCCGGCGUCAACUCGGUGGUGGGCCGCGACCGGCCGGCCGACGCGGCCUCCUUCAUGCGCAGCGACUACGUGCUGGUGGCGGGCGUGGUGAUUGGUGUGGUGAUCACUUCGAUCCUGCUGCUGAUCGUCGUCAACACGCUGCCGCGGCCCGAGCCGAUGGCGUCCAGGCCGCGCCUCUCAGCCAACGGCAGCCUGCCACGGCCGCGCUUCCUGGAGCGGCCCCGCCUGCUGGAGCCCGGCUGGCCGGAGCGCGACGUGUCGCCGUGCGUGCCGCAGUGCACGGUGACGCCGCUCUACACGGGCGCGCCGCCGUCCGAGCUCACCUACUCGUACGACGUGGACACGGACCGACAGUUCUGCGACGACGGCUGGAGCCACGACGGCUCGGAGGUCAGCGCUAGCCAGCCGAGUAACCCGAUCCUGCGCAAGAACCAGUACUGGGUGUAG
Messenger RNA from Pollicipes pollicipes, 5751 nucleotides. RefSeq names its product chondroitin sulfate proteoglycan 4. The transcript has 14 exons. The record is from RefSeq and is a predicted model, not a curated record. The coding region runs from base 133 to 5751 and encodes 1872 amino acids. NCBI's taxonomy places the organism in Eukaryota, Metazoa, Arthropoda, Thecostraca, Pollicipedomorpha, Pollicipedidae. Gene Ontology annotation, biological process: anatomical structure morphogenesis.